Molecule: messenger RNA, 1677 nt
Organism: Rosa rugosa (rugosa rose)
Lineage: Eukaryota; Viridiplantae; Streptophyta; Magnoliopsida; Rosales; Rosaceae
Exons: 14
Coding region: 154-1443 (429 amino acids)
Molecular function (GO): protein binding
Source: RefSeq, a predicted model, not a curated record
CCUGCCCACCCGGUUCACGACCCGGUUCAAAAAGAACUGAAGUGAACUGAAGCAGCAGAAGAGAGAGGACCCUAGUUUUGGCGGUAAUGCCAAACACACACUGAUUUACACACCAAAGCUCAAAUACCCAGAAACUACUCAGGGGUUUAACCAAUGGGAGAAGAAGAAGAGCAGCAACACCUAUCCAAUUCGCCUAACCCAGAUACCGAAAUUACCGAAAACCCAAGCCACCAGCAGCAAGAAGAAGAGUACUCAUCAUGGCCGGCGAUUCGGUUCGAUGUUCCUCCACAGAGAACCUACCACUUCUCCCAGCAGUUCAGAACUCCCUCAAAACCUAACAAUUUUCUCAAGGCCGUCAAAUGGUCGCCGGAUGGUUCUUGCUUUCUCACCAGUUCUGAGGACAACACCCUCCGUGUUUUCGCAAUACCGGAAAGUGGGAAUGAAUAUGUUAACGGCUAUUCUGCGCCUUCUGAUGAAGACUCCUAUGCUGCGAGCCUUGUUAUCAAUGAGGGAGAGUCGGUAUAUGACUAUUGUUGGUACCCUUACAUGUCUGCUUCAGACCCAGUUACCUGUGUUUUCGCAAGUACAGCUCGUGAUCAUCCGAUUCAUCUUUGGGAUGCUUCUUCUGGUCAGCUACGUUGCACGUACCGUGCUUAUGAUGCUGUGGAUGAAAUCACAGCUGCCUUUUCAAUUGCCUUUAAUCCCAGUGGAACAAAGAUUUUUGCUGGAUACAACAAACUAGUCAGGGUGUUUGAUUUACAUCGCCCUGGUAGAGAUUACAACCAGUAUUCGACGGUUCAAGGAAAUAAAGAAGGCCAAACAGGUAUAAUGUCUGCAAUGGCUUUUUCUCCAACCCAUAAUGGAAUGCUAGCUAUAGGCUCUUACAGCAAGACUACUGCAAUAUAUAGAGAAGAUAAUAUGGAACUUUUAUAUGUAUUACAUGGACAUGAAGGUGGGAUUACACAUGUCCAGUUCUCAAAGGAUGGAAAUUACUUGUAUACUGGAGGUCGGAAGGAUCCUUAUAUACUAUGCUGGGAUAUACGCAAAUCUGUUGAUGUUGUCUACAAGUUAUAUAGGUCUGCAGAACAUACCAACCAGCGGAUUCUGUUUGAUAUUGAGCCACUUGGCCGCCAUCUUUGUACAGGUGGUCAGGAUGGUUUUGUUCAUAUAUAUGAUCUUCAAACUGGACAAUGGGUGUCCGGCUUCCAAGCUGCAUUGGAUACUGUUAAUGGAUUCUCUUUUCAUCCCUUUCUGCCAAUGGCUACAACUUCUUCGGGCCACCGAAGAUUUCUUCCUCCUGAUGAUGGCAUUGACGAAUUGCAUUUGAGUGGUCAUGAAAAUUGUGCUUCUGUGUGGAGUUUCUCUGUUGCUUCAAUGGAAGAGAACGUUGUUGAAAUUAAUGGCGAUGAUCACAACAGCCAGAACCGGCUCCAGAAUCUGUAGCCUAGCUGCUGUAUCCCAUCUAACAAAUCAUCUGAUAGAAGCUAAAAGGAAUAUAAUUUGCAUUGGUGUACACUAAUUGAAUAUGAAGUUUCUUUCAGUCGGAUAGAAAAUGUGUUCAAGCUUUGCAUCCCAUAUGUGACCCAAAUUUGAGCUCAAUUUUGAGGGGACUAUCGUCUAUCUAUCCCUGUGAAAACCUUUGUCUGGUUGAAUUAAAGUCAAUUAACUUUUUUUUUU